This is a messenger RNA of Triticum aestivum (bread wheat), 881 nucleotides long. Its product is annotated as mucin-2-like. Bases 1 to 861 code for a protein of 286 amino acids. The record is from RefSeq and is a predicted model, not a curated record. The transcript has 4 exons. Lineage: Eukaryota; Viridiplantae; Streptophyta; Magnoliopsida; Poales; Poaceae.
AUGCGUGGUGGCACUCCUGUGUCCACGACAGAAGUGGCUGGGGUGGCAGUUAAUAAUGAUAUGCCAUCUACAGGUGAGAGUCUUGGCACAACAGCUCCAGCUCCUGUCGGUGCAGAUACUGCUAAGGCGACUGUUUCGUGUGCUGGUCUUCCACCAAGGCGUCGUAGCCCCCGCAAGCAAUCAACAGACAUACCCAAUGCACCAUCUGUAACUAGGAGCAGCAGAGAUGAGUCUGGUUAUGUUCCUGCGUCCACACUGUUCCCGCCACCUGCCAAAAGCAAUAUGACGGAGAAACCGGAAGACCGGAGCACAACUGAUGCAUGUGUCAAGCCGGGCACGAGUGACGCAGCGGACCCCACCCCGCGCCCCUGUUUCUUCCUCGAGCCGGAUACCGGUCGACCGCCGCACGCACGCACGUCGAGGCCGCACCCGACUCGUGCUCGCGCCCUAGCCAACCCAGCAAGCACCCGACCUGCCGUGCGCGAGUCAAAGACUCCAGGGAAGCCCCACACCCCCUCCUCGAUCUUCCCUGUUGCCGCACGCGUGAGCCGGGGGAAAUCAGAUCUCACCGAGGAGCUCGCGACGCUGCCGUCUUCGCCGGCCGUUUCUGUCACCCGCAGCAGAACGACGCCGCCACCGACGCCCGACUUCGCCGGAGUUCAGGAACUCGCCACCGCCGCUCGAGGGAGCCCCGUCGCCGUUGAACACCACCACUACCUCCUCCGCUCUGCGCCACACCAUCCGUCACUUCGCCCUCGCCGGAGACCCACCGAAGAGCCGCCGCCGCCCGACUACCGCCGCCGUUUUUUUCUCUGUUUUGGAUUGUCCGGAGUGCGAUGCGAGCUAUUGUCCGGAGUGUGACUUUCUGAACCAAAACGAAG